This is a messenger RNA of Peronospora belbahrii, 342 nucleotides long. Lineage: Eukaryota; Oomycota; Peronosporomycetes; Peronosporales; Peronosporaceae. The record is from the annotation of a GenBank genome assembly.
AUGUUAGUGACUUUUGAGAUUGGAUCUACCAAUAAUUCUCAAGUACUACUGAGUCUCGCUGCUCGAGUGGUAUUACUUUUGACAAUCUUCUUCUUUCUAUCACAAAGUAUUGUAUAUGGACGUGUCCUGUCUCAUCAAUACGUACUUCAAUGUAAACGUCUAUCUUACAGUCUUUCUUUAGCAUCUUCAAUUGAGAUUCAUGAAGGAACGACCCUAGCAGAUAAACGACCCUAUUCUUCUGUUCCUGAAGCUCCUGUUGCUUCUGUGAAUGUCGUAGGCGGCUCGGAGUCUGCUUUGAUGGAAGAAGAGGAACCAGCAGCAGCUUCUACGGCUCUGAAAUGA